GGAGGGUCAGUCCCCGCCCGCUCUGGCCUGAGGAUCCUGCUCGCACAGCCAGGUGAUCCCGCGGCCUGUCCAGGCCGGCGCUCAGGCGCUGGCGCCUCCUCGCCCGCCCGCGGAGCAGCGCCCCUGGGAUGGCCUCGCUGCUGCUACUGCCACUGCUGCUGAUGCUGCCGCUCCCGGCUGGUGCCAACUGCCCGUGCCAGGAUCCAGCGCUCUGCCAACCCAUCCAACGCCACCCCGACUUCGAGGUCUUUGUGUUUCAUGUUGGUGACAAAACUUGGAAAUCUUAUGACUGGUCACAGAUUACAACUGUGGCAGUCUUUGGAAAAUAUGACCCAGAACUUAUGUGCUAUGCUCAUUCAAAAGGGGCCAGAGUAGUGCUAAAAGGAGACGUGUCGGUAAAGGAGAUUGUCGAUCCUACUUUCAGAGCAUCCUGGAUAGCGCAACAAGUGAACUUGUGCAAAACACAAUACAUGGAUGGAAUUAAUAUAGACAUAGAGCAAGAAGUUAAUCGUUCUUCACCUGAAUAUGAUGCAUUAACUGCUUUAGUCAAAGAAACUACAGAUUCUUUCCAUCGUGAAAUUGAGGGAUCACAGGUAACAUUUGAUGUAGCUUGGUCUCCAAAGUGCAUAGACAGAAGGUGCUAUAAUUAUACUGGAAUUGCAGAUGCUUGUGACUUUCUCUUUGUCAUGUCUUAUGAUGAACAAAGUCAGGUCUGGUCAGAAUGUAUUGCAGCAGCCAAUGCUCCCUAUAAUCAGACAUUAACUGCAUAUGAUGACUACAUCAAGAUGGGCAUUAACCCUAAGAAACUUGUAAUGGGUGUUCCCUGGUACGGUUAUGAUUAUACCUGCCUGACUUUAUUGGAGGAUCAUGUUUGUACCAUUGCAAAAGUCCCUUUCCGGGGGGCUCCUUGUAGUGAUGCAGCAGGACAUCAGGUGCCCUAUAAAAUCAUUAUGAAGCAAGUAAACAGUUCUAUUUCUGGAAUCCAGUGGGAUGAAGGUCAAAAGGCUCCUUACUAUAACUAUAAAGAUGCUGCUGGCCGUAUCCAUCAAGUGUGGUAUGAUAACCCACAGAGCAUUUCUUUAAAGGCAGCGUAUAUACAAACGCACGGCUUACGCGGCAUUGGCAUGUGGCACGCAAACUGUCUUGACUACUCUGGAGAUGCUGUAGCCAAACAGCAAUCUGAAGAAAUGUGGAAAGCCUUAAAACCAAACUAUGUUCAUGUAUAAACAUGAACAUCUUUUGUUCAACGAUUAAGAUUUAGAAUAUUAUCUGUAUAAACAAAUCUAGUUUCAAAGAGAUAAAAUAUAUACACAUUUUUCUCAUGUUGCUAUGUGUUGUAGUUAUUAGAAUACUCAAAAACAAAUAUAUUCUUUGAUUUUUUUAAUUUGAAAUAUAUAUAUAUGUAUGUAUAUAUAUGUUAAGUAUCCAGAAACAUAAAAGAAACACAUUCUUAUUAUAUUAAAUAUUCCUCUAUAUUUUAAUAGUAUAUGUAUUUGAACAUGUAUUUUAAUAAAGUAGGAACAAUUGCUUUUUUUAUUAUGCUAAAUUGUUCCCCAUGAUACUAAAAUAUAUGCUUAAAAAUCAAUCCUAAUUUUUAAAAUAUGCAAAUUUGAAGUCAUAUAUGUUUGCUUAGCAUAGAUUUUUAAAAACCUAGUCAUUGAGAAUCAGUUGUUCUGCAAUUUUUUUUUUUUGGGGGGUGUAAAUCUGAAUUUAAAACCUGCCAUUUAAGUGUAUCCUUUUUAGGUGAAUUGAUCUCCUGGAAUAAUUUUAUGCUUCCUGAUUUUGUAUAGUACUCACAUUCUCUUGAAUUAAACUCACUUAACCCUGAAGGGAAUUAAAAAAAAGAAUAUAAGGAUUAAAAUACUCACAAAAUACAGAUAGUGAAAUUGUUAAUAUUUGGAAUUAGUAGGUUAGAGCUACCUAAUAUUUUCCAGCUGUAUUAUUUUUCAUCAGGUUAUAUCUGACAUUUACUAAAAACAGGAAAAGCUUGCUGCUGAACCUGAUUCUAUCCAUGAUCAUUUACUCUUCCAUUAUUCAUAUUCCUUUACUUGUGGACAUCUAUGUUUUAUUUCUUGGCUAAUUUUUUUUCAUAGUUAAAUUUUUUUUUAUAUAUCUGCAUUUUACUUUUAACUAUUUUAUGACAUUCGUUUCUCAAGUAGUUGCUUUCUAAAACAGACAUUUUUGUGCAAAGAACUUUUCUAAAUGUACAGAGGUCUCUAUUUUCUUUCUCAAGGCAAUUAAGAACACUGUGUUGUACUUAUAUUUUUCCCUAUAAAUUCUUAGAUUAAAAGAUUGCAUCCUUGAAGUCUGGAGUUACAUAAAUGCUACCUUCCCUGCACAUUUUUUCCCCUCCAAAUUGAAAGAAAUGAUGAUUCAGUCAUUUUUUUAUGAGAAUAUUUCAAUUCAUACUUACACAAUUAUUCAUGGCAUUGUAGAACCAACCAUUUUCUAUACAUUUGCUGAAUUUCUAAUGUCUUUGUAUUUCCAAAAUAAAUUACUAAAAAAUUUAAAUUCUUAGACACUAAAUUGUAUCAUAGCUCUAGAUGCAAGUUCAAUAUCCCUAUUGCUUUUUUUUUCCAGAUUGUUUUAAUUAAAAUACAAUGAAUAAAUUAAACUGUCUCUAUUUACAAGCAAUAUUUGAAUAUUUACUAAAUGAUGAUUUUUUAUUAAAAUUUACAGUCAUAUUUACAGUUAUUUUAUAGUCAACUGUACAGUUAUUAAAAUUUAAGACUAUUUCAAAAUGAAAAGUAUGAAAUAUAGUACUGUCAAUAUAUGUAACAG
This is a messenger RNA of Rhinolophus ferrumequinum (greater horseshoe bat), 2781 nucleotides long. It is a transcript of the gene CTBS, whose product is annotated as chitobiase. The transcript has 7 exons. Lineage: Eukaryota; Metazoa; Chordata; Mammalia; Chiroptera; Rhinolophidae. Gene Ontology annotation, cellular component: extracellular region. The record is from RefSeq and is a predicted model, not a curated record. Gene Ontology annotation, molecular function: chitinase activity; chitin binding. Bases 129 to 1226 code for a protein of 365 amino acids. Gene Ontology annotation, biological process: carbohydrate metabolic process; chitin catabolic process.